CGCGAUGGAGGCCGCCACCGCCGCCGAGUUUGUAGUCGAGAGCCCCGACGUGGUCUACGGCCCCGAGGCCAUCGAGGCACAGUACGAGUACCGGACAACGCACGUCAGCCGCGAGGGCGGCAUCCUCAAGGUGCACCCCACGUCCACGCGCUUCACCUUCCGGACAACCCAGCAGGUGCCCCGCCUCGGAGUCAUGCUCGUCGGCUGGGGCGGCAACAACGGCUCCACGCUGACCGCCGCCGUGCUGGCCAACCGGCUGCGCCUGUCCUGGCCCACGCGCACCGGCCGCAAGGAGGCCAACUACUACGGCUCGCUGACGCAGGCGGGUACCGUGAGCCUGGGCCUGGACGCAGAGGGCCAGGAGGUGCACGUACCCUUCCGCGCGCUGCUACCCAUGGUGGCGCCCGACAACCUGGUGUUUGACGGCUGGGACAUCUCGUCGCUGAACCUGGCCCAGGCGAUGCGGCGCGCGCAGGUGCUGGACUGGGGUUUGCAGGAGCAGCUGUGGCCGCACAUGGAAGUCCUGCGCCCUCGCCCCUCGGUCUACAUCCCCGAGUUCAUCGCGGCCAACCAGGGCGCGCGCGCAGAUAACCUCAUCCCCGGCACGCGUGCGCAACAGCUGGAUCAGAUCCGCAAGGACAUCCGAGACUUCCGGUCCAGCAAGGGGCUGGACAAGGUCAUCGUGCUGUGGACCGCAAACACGGAGCGUUUCUGCGACGUGGUCCCAGGCCGGAACGACACGGCCGAGAACCUACUUCGAACCAUCGAGGUGGGUGAGGAGGUGUCCCCGUCCACGCUCUUCGCUGUGGCAAGCAUCCUGGAGGGCUGUGCCUUCCUUAACGGGUCACCGCAGAACACACUGGUGCCGGGGGCGCUGGAGCUCGCGUGGCAACACCGCGUCUUUGUGGGCGGGGACGACUUCAAGACUGGCCAGACCAAGGUUAAGUCGGUGCUCGUGGACUUCCUCAUCGGCUCUGGCCUCAAGACCAUGUCCAUUGUGAGCUACAACCACCUGGGCAACAACGACGGGCAGAACCUGUCUGCGCCAUCCCAGUUCCGUUCCAAGGAGGUGUCUAAGAGCAGUGUGGUGGACGACAUGGUGCUCAGCAACCCGGUGCUCUAUGGACCCGGCGAGGAGCCAGAUCACUGCGUGGUGAUCAAGUACGUGCCGUACGUGGGUGACAGCAAGCGUGCGCUGGACGAGUACACAUCAGAGCUGAUGCUGGGCGGCACCAACACGCUGGUGUUGCACAACACAUGCGAGGACUCGCUACUGGCCGCGCCCAUCAUGCUGGACUUGGUGUUGCUGACCGAGCUGUGCCAGCGCGUGAGCUUCCACACGGACGCCGACCCCGAGCCGCAGGGUUUCCACCCGGUGCUGGCGCUGCUCGGCUUCCUCUUCAAGGCACCGCUCGUGCCCCCUGGCAGCCCAGUGGUCAACGCACUCUUCCGCCAACGCAGUUGCAUCGAGAACAUCCUAAGGGCCUGCUUGGGGCUGCCGCCGCAGAACCACAUGCUGCUGGAGCACAAGAUGGAGCGCCCAGACCCCGCACUCAAGAGCAUGGGGCCCACGGCCUGCCCUAUGCCAUGCAAGAAACGACCGGUACCUGCCGCCUCCACUGGCUGCACUGGUGACGCCAACGGGCACCCGCAAGACGAGGCACCACAGACGCCCACCACCUGA
This is a messenger RNA of Trichechus manatus latirostris (Florida manatee), 1684 nucleotides long. It is a transcript of the gene ISYNA1, whose product is annotated as inositol-3-phosphate synthase 1. The transcript has 10 exons. Gene Ontology annotation, cellular component: cytoplasm. NCBI's taxonomy places the organism in Eukaryota, Metazoa, Chordata, Mammalia, Sirenia, Trichechidae. The record is from RefSeq and is a predicted model, not a curated record. Gene Ontology annotation, molecular function: inositol-3-phosphate synthase activity. Bases 5 to 1684 code for a protein of 559 amino acids. Gene Ontology annotation, biological process: inositol biosynthetic process; phospholipid biosynthetic process.